AUGUUGAGUCCACUACAGUUGUUCUACUGUGCAAGUCUGGUUGGUAUUUCCGCCAUUUCAGGCUUGUUGCUCCUGUUGUACCACUGUGCACCUGUCCUGUACUACCUGUGUACGGGGAUACUGCUGGGUUCAGUGGGGUACUGUCUGGUUCUGUACUUGGCGCCGAAGAGCAAAGUGAGUGGGGACGGCAAAGCUGUCUUCAUUACAGGCUGUGACAGUGGUUUCGGGUUUAAGCUUGCCAAACGCCUGGACUCGCUGGGGUUCACGGUGUUUGCCGGCUGUCUGCUGGCAGACAGUGGUGGGGAGGGGUCGAAGAAACUCCGUGCGGAGUGCUCGAGCAGGCUGAGUACUGUUCAGAUAGACGUGACUGAUGAUGGACAGGUGAAGGCCGCUGUACAACAGGUCAAAGAUCGACUGCCGAAGGGGUCAAAGGGUCUAUUCGCACUGGUGAACAAUGCUGGAGUCUUGCAGCCGGGUGAGAUCGAGUGGGUCAGCCUCGCCACCUACCGACGUGUGAUGGAAGUGAACACCUUCGGUCCCGUGCGGGUCACCAAGGCUUUCUUACCUCUGAUUCGUCGGGCAAAAGGACGAGUCGUGAACAUCUCCAGUGUGGGCGGGCUGCACGCAGCGCCCAUGGCUGGUGCCUACAGCAUGACCAAGGCGGCCCUGGAAUUUUUCUCGGACGCAUUAAGGCAUGAGAUGCACAAGUGGGGCGUCAAAGUCGUUAUUGUACAGCCGGCGAGCUUUGCGCGGGCUACAGAUAUCGUCUCGCCUGCCGUCUUCAAUAACUUCGUUGAGAAUUUGCGGAACAAUGUUGAGGAAGUUGUUAUGGAGGAUUAUGGCAUGGAGUACUUAAACUACAAGAUGGAACAACUGAGGAGCUAUGUCAAUGGUGGCAUGGCGGAUCCAACGCCAGUCAUAGAUGCUAUGGCGGACGCCGUCACCCUGACCACCCCCAAACAUCGCUACUUGGUCGGGGCGAGUUUUGAGGACUACGUGACUUGGAUGUGGCUUGGCUACUUCCCCUCGAAGUGGACUGGUUCGACACUGCUCAUUGAGGGCGGCCCCAAACCAGCCAUGCUGCAGAAAACUAACUAGAACAUUUCUCUUAGUUCUGAAUAUUUCUUGUAUCUAGUGGUAUCGAGCAU
This is a messenger RNA of Branchiostoma belcheri (Belcher's lancelet), 1148 nucleotides long. RefSeq names its product D-beta-hydroxybutyrate dehydrogenase, mitochondrial-like. The transcript has 7 exons. The record is from RefSeq and is a predicted model, not a curated record. The coding region runs from base 1 to 1098 and encodes 365 amino acids. Gene Ontology annotation, molecular function: oxidoreductase activity. Lineage: Eukaryota; Metazoa; Chordata; Leptocardii; Amphioxiformes; Branchiostomatidae.